UGUUCGAUUGACGAUUGUUGUGUUUGCUGACAAGGAGUAAAGGAUUAUUUUCGUUUUUCCAACUCCAACUGUUGAAAAUAAUCUAAACGUACUCGUGGUACUACUUACAGCCAUAAAGAAAAUUUUCAUCAGCCUGUUUGGUUAACAAUUACAGAAGCUUAUGUUAUAUUAGCCUAUAAUGUUUACUAGAAAGAAACCAACCCCAAAACCCAAGUCACAAUCAAGAGGAGGUCGUAAUCUUUCACAGUAUGGCCUCUUUGAUAUUCCUGAUGUCAACAACAUGGGAGUUGAUGGACCAGAUGAUGAUGAUGACGAUGAUGAUGAUCUUGAGGCAGAACUUAUGGCAAUCACAGGAGACUCAAAAGCUUCCCAUCGACCUAAAAAAGGUCCUACAGGAAUCGUUUUACCGACGGCCAACCUUGACUUGAUGGUCGCAGCUAGCCUUAGAGAUGAUCCUUCUGACGAAGACGUCUCUGGAGAUGACGACGAUCCUGAUCUAUUGGAUGAGCUGUGUGCUAUCACAGGGGAUGACGGGGGUGGUAGACUAGAGGCCCCACCUCCCUCUGCCCCCUCCAAUGGUGUACAGGUGGGAGAGUUGAGGGAGAGGCUGCAGAUGUACCAGGAGGCGGAGACCAACGCUAAAUCUGCGGGGGAGUCUGCAAGAGCUAGGAGAUUUUCAAGAGGGAUAAAAACCUUGAAUGAUCUAAUCAAGCAAGCGUCAGCAGGACACACAAUCAGUGAGGAUGACAUUCCACCACCUGUUGCUGUCAAAAUAACAGCACCAAAGACUGCACCUGUCUUAACACCCACAGAAGAGCCGACUUCCCCUUUGAGACCUGCACCUCCUCCACCCAUCCCUCCACGAGGGGUGACUGGAGGGGUGGCUCUGCCGGGACUGGCCAAUCAGACAUCUCUGCCAGAGACCCCUUCAUCCCCUCCACCUCAGGUUUCUUCUGACGAGCCCAGUCCUGUCAGUCCGUCACCUGGAUCGGAAGUUCCCAGUUCACCCAAGAAGCUGUGUCCGCAACCUGAAGAACCAGCGGCUACUACUGAUAACAUUGAUAACAGUGAGACAUUGUGUCUACUAACAACCAGGAGGGACGAGUACAAAAGAGCUGCGCUUGUGGCUAAGAAGUCUGGAGACACCAAAACUGCCAUAAACUACAUUAAAAUUGCCAAGCAAUUUGACUCAGUCAUAUCGGGGUUGGAGGCAGGACAACCAGUAGACUUGAGUGCUAUGCCCCCUCCCCCCUCUGCAAGCUUUCCUCCACCAUCACAGCCAAUCACAGAGCAGCCGCGGACAGAAUCCGAGAACCAGAUGUCUGCAGACACUCCCGGUGUUGCUGCUCCGGAAAAUGACCCAGGAAUGGAUGAACCUCAAGAGUAUGUUGUUGAAAUGCCAGCUACAGUAAUGGAAGCUUUAGAACAAAGGCUAGCAAAGUACAAGAGUCAAGAAGAGGCAGCCAAAGCUGAGGGGAACGCAAGUAAAGCUCGGAGAAUGGGAAGGAUUGUCAAGCAAUACAAUGAUGCUAUAAAACUGUGCAAGGCGGGCAAGCCAAUACCUGUCGAUGAACUGCCUACGCCUCCUGGUUUUCCCCCGAUACCAGUGCCCGGGAGUGCUAAACCUCCUCCAUCCCCUCUACCAGCUGUGAAACCCCAGGUUCCUACCCCUGCCUUGUCUGUUACCCCCACUCCUGCUCUGGUCUCUCCAUCUACAUCCGCUGGAGAACCUUCGCCCCAACCAUCUACGAGCUCACCCGAUAAAACAAAUGUGCGCAAGAUGGGAGGGUCUCAUCAGGAGCGACAGUUACAACAGUUGCUGGAGAAGCAGAAACAGUUCAAGUUGGCUGCAGUGCAGGCGAAGAAGAAGGGGGAAGUGAACCAAGCCAAGGAAUACCUGAGGUUGGCCAAGGGAUUUGACAAGCUGAUAGAAGCCUCCAACUGUGGUCUGCCCGUCGACAUGGCUACGGUACCGGUGCCACCAACGGCUAAAGUAGCGUUGGAGUCGGACUUUGACAUAGUGACUGCUGAUGAUUGUGGACCAUCAUCCCCCGGAUCUCCUGGGUCUGAGGAUGACAUCCUGGAGAAACUGGAGAGAGACUUGAUAGACCAGAUGAAGAAGUCAAUGGAGACUCGGAACCAUUUCAAGGCUAUCGGAGAUGUUGCUAGUGCCAACAGGUUUGAGCAGCAAGCACUUUACUCUAAGAAGGAUUUGGACGUAGUGCGAGUGACGAGGAAACAUAAACAUCCCGUGCCACGCUUCCACUACGAGACUAGGAGCUUCUCUAUAGUCCAGUGCAACACAGAUCUAGGAGACAACGAUUUAGAGUUGACAGUCGCCCAAGGCAUCAACUAUAAUGUCCCUAACCCCAAGGAAGUGGACACUUACGUCAGAUUUGAGUUUCCAUGGCCUACUGAGGAGCCGUGGAGAGAUAAGACUGCUACUGUGUACAAUACCAACAACCCGGUGUACAACGAGAAGUUCACAAUUCCUAUCCAGAGGAACGUCAGAGCUUGUCAGAGAGUGUUCAAGAGACAGGCGGUCAAGUGUGAAAUCUGGUCCAAAGGGUGUUCGCUGUGGUUUUGCCAUGCUGGGUGUUGCUCGUCUUUUACAAGUUGUUUUUCUGCCUGCCGUGGUUUCUUCAGAGGUGAUUCUCUUAUCGGGACAGCAACAGUAAAGUUGCAACCACUAGAGACCAAAUGUGUUCUCCACGAAUCAUUUGAUUUGAUGGAAGGAAGGAAAGCUAUAGGUGGGAAGUUGGAGGUUAAAAUUAGAAUAAGGAACCCAAUUCAAACCAAACAAGUGGAGAGGGUGGAUGAAAAAUGGCUUGUCAUCGAUCGCUAGCAUCUCUUAAAUGAAUUAGCGUCCUUACUUUCCUGCUGUAAUAUUAUUGUUACUUAUUUUAGCUGUGUGUAUAUAAACUGCCAAUGUUGUUUCCUAUGUUAUCAAAUCGCAAAUAUAUAUUUUGCUAUUAUUUUAAAGAAUAGUAAUACUGUAAAUGUUAACCUAUCAACAAAUUAACAAACAAUUACAAUUUCUUUGUUAAUGGUAAGGCAGUUUUAUGAUUUUUUACAUUAUAUUUUUAGAGCACUUUGAUGAGAUUUUAAUUUUUGACUAGGAUCCUUAAAGAAUUUAUGCAAGUUUAUUAAAUUUUCCAGAUUUUUUAAGUGGUUUUUUAUGUCAAACUUGAGUGUUCUUAAUUGGUACAAGAUGAAUACAAUUACAAACAUAGCCUCCUCUAAUACUUGGAAUAUAGGGAGUUUUUAACCAAAUCAAACUGAUCUUUUAUAUCAUGACAACUAUCUAAGUACAAAAAAAAAGGAAGACAAUAUAAUUUCAGAGACUAGCAGUAUCACACUUUGUGACUGGCUCAUUACACUUUGUGACAGCUGGUUCAUAGAUGGGAUACCUCAUAGCCUCCUCUAAUACAAGGCCGUGGCGUUGGUUUGUGGCGAUAUCACACCAGCAGGCCUAUUGCCAUGGUAAUAGCUUCUGUAUCCAAUAGUCAAUGGUAAUAGCAAACGUUUUAACAUAAACAUUGCACAGACGCUUCAUGAAGAAUAUUAGUUUCAGUAAUCCAAAACUGCAGUGUGAACAGUGUGGCUAAAUGAACAACUGGUCUUAGUUAUAAAACCACACAAAACAUUUUACUCCAUUCUGUCAUUAGCUUUGGGAUUCUAAAGUAGAUUUUCAUACCCUCCUCUAACACAAGGCUGCGGCGAGAUGAAAGUGGCAACACCGCUGUCCCGUCAAAACAAAACAGCUGUUGGUCUAGUAUAUAAUGUAGAGUAUAGGCAAUGUUUAUGUUUACAAUUUUGUUAUUUCUGUUAAUACCAUGGGAAUAGGCAUGGAAACGUGACGUUUCCACACACUGGCUUUGUAUUAGAGAAGGCUAUGAAAUAUCCCAUCUAUAUGAACCAGCUGUUGCCAAAUUUUUAUUAAGAAAGAACGUAGAAUGAGCCAGUCGCAGAGUGUGCUAGUUGUAGUCUCUAAAAUUCUACUUUCUUAUUAUUUACAUGAUUUAGAUGCUAUAGCCUGGUAAAAGUACUCUUUAUCAGUUUGAAUUGGUAAAAUAUCCCCAUAUUCGGCAGAAUUGGUCAUUAAUCUGUCAGUGACUUAAUUCAAUUACAGUACAACUUCGAUUAACCGUCACUCUCUGUUGUCCGUCAUCCCACUUUAUUUCACUAUACGAACAUUGAACAAGUACAAUAUACAAAGUAACAGUUCUGUAUUACUCUUGUAUGUAAGUAAUUUAAAUAUAAACUAGUGUUCAUGUUGCUCGAAUUCGAGCAAUUGCAAAGUAUAACAGGAGUUAUUUCAAAACAAAUAACAGUCAUGUUUACAAUGAGUUUAAAAGAGUCAACUCAAAGAUUACCGGUGUGUAACUCAGACCAUGUUUAUCUUCGUUAUUGAUAAACCUUAAGCAUUCCGGCCGGUUUUCUCCUUCUCAAAAUGCCUCGCUGUACAGGCAACACAGGUCAUUGAUAGAGGGCCAAUUGAGAACGAAAAGUCGUUUUGGGGUAGUGUUAGGGCGCAUUUGUAACCUAAUAGUUGAGAUUGGCCAGGGUCAGUUGCUGACUGUGAUGAGUUAAGCCUAUUACGCGCCACUGUUCUGUAGCUGCGGUCGUUAUCACGAUUACGCCUCUUGUCUAUGUUUCGUUGUCAACACGUCCGAGGCAUUUAAAGAAAAAAAAAACAAAUAAACAAAUUAUAGCUACACAAAACAAUGGUAAAUGCACUAAAUACACAUAUUUAAGAUACAACCAUACUAACACGAUCCGUCUUGGGGGUUAUGUUUACACAAACUCAAAUACGGGGUGACAAAAAAAAAACAGGGACAAUUUAAGAAUGUUAUUACUCAGCUUUUAUAAAGGCUGGAUAGUUCAUUGUUGUAGCAAAUGAAUUUUUAUUUGAUGCCAUUUGGUGUAUAGUUACUAUGGAUUAUCAAUGGUUGCCGCAAUAUCGUGCCUUUGUCAUCAAGACUUUUUUCAAGAGUAAUUUGUCUUAUCAUUUCUACUCAGCGUCAAUUUUGUGUUCACUUCAACUUUGGCCAUAAUGGUGCAACCCCAAACCGAAUAAACUACUCAAAGAUGGGUAAACAAUGUCCUAAACACGGCUUUUGUACUCAAAAUUAAACCUAUACAAAUUUAAAUUUCAAUGCAAUGUUUUGAAAACGGUUGACUUUGGACGCUCUACGCAGCACACUCGCGCGAACCAUUUCAAUGUUUUCCAGCGUUCGAACAGUCCAAGGUAUCGACUUUGAGUGCAGAAGCCGUGUUCUGGAAAUUACUUACCCAACUUUGAAUAGUUUUUCGGUUUGGGGUUGCACCAUUACGGCCAAUGUUGAAGUGAAAGCGAAAUUGGCGUUGAGUA
This is a messenger RNA of Macrosteles quadrilineatus (aster leafhopper), 5374 nucleotides long. It is a transcript of the gene l(2)gd1, whose product is annotated as coiled-coil and C2 domain-containing protein 1-like. Gene Ontology annotation, molecular function: RNA polymerase II cis-regulatory region sequence-specific DNA binding; DNA-binding transcription repressor activity, RNA polymerase II-specific. Lineage: Eukaryota; Metazoa; Arthropoda; Insecta; Hemiptera; Cicadellidae. The transcript has 18 exons. Gene Ontology annotation, cellular component: nucleus. The record is from RefSeq and is a predicted model, not a curated record. Gene Ontology annotation, biological process: regulation of transcription by RNA polymerase II. Bases 179 to 2845 code for a protein of 888 amino acids.